AUGCAUCGUAUUGGCAUCUGGACGGUCUUGAGUCCUAUUGUGGAGAAGAAAAGGCCCGGAAACCGUCUCCCGGUAUGCGUUGGCUCCGGCAUAAGCCUCUUGUUGCCGUUGAGGGGGCCAAACGGCCGCCAGGUCGCCCCUCGCGAUCCCACCUCGAGCACGCCUUUAGCCAAGACCUGGGAGUCUCCGCGAUUAAUAUUCUACUGGGAGCUGCACCAGUCCCCGUCUUGGCAGUGGCGCUGGGUCACCAGUCAGGGGCAGGCCCGAAAAGCAGAGUUAAGAGGCAUGGAGACGGUUCCAAGAAAAGAUUAA
Molecule: messenger RNA, 312 nt
Organism: Fusarium vanettenii 77-13-4
Lineage: Eukaryota; Fungi; Ascomycota; Sordariomycetes; Hypocreales; Nectriaceae
Exons: 2
Coding region: 1-312 (103 amino acids)
Source: RefSeq, a predicted model, not a curated record